GCCAUAAUAUCUUAUCAGCUAUGGAGUUUUGCAUCUGAUUCUCAGCUACUGCAUUCCUAUCUAGUUAAAAGAAUUUCAUGGCUUCCAUUCUUCUCAAAUUUCAUAUGCAACCCUUUACAACUACUAAUCUGUCAACUGAAUUUCUGCAAAAUAAUAUUCUGUUCUCUUCUCUUUCAUCUCCUAAAAUCCACCAUCGAAGUCUUGAUACUCGAGUAUCUUUCUUCCCCUUCCACGAUGAUCGCUUCCACAGGCCCAAAAUUCCCUCUCUAUCCAUUCACUCUUCCCUAUCUUCCUCUACCCCACCUGCAUCCAAAGAAGAAGCCAUCCUUCAAGCCAAAACCUGCCUCUCAGCAACACUGGAAAAGCCCCUCAACAACCCCAAACUUGCUGGGAAACUCAAGAAACUGAAGCAACCCAGAUUCCAAGUCGAAAUCCCAGUCAUCGAUGACUCGCCAACAUCCCUCUCCCAACUUGCUCUUGAUGUUUUUGGAGAGCUACCCAUUAAAAGAAAGGGCUUCAGGAUCAAGAUUCUAAUACUCUGGCCAAGCCCCACAUUAAAAAACAUUGCAGUUGAAGCAUUUCAAUCUCAUUCAUCUAACAAUGUUGAGCAUUUUGACAUAUCUUCAGUUAUAAAUGGUGAAAACAGAUUCUUGGGCUCUACUGAGAUAGCUGUGUUUUUGGCGCCAGAGAGUUCACAAUUGGCAGCUAUAAAAACCAUUACUGACAGUUUGUACCCAAAGCCAGUGGUGAUAUUCAACCCAAGAUGGGGUUUUGAAGAGGAGAGCGAUUUUGGUGAUUUGAGUGGCUUUGCAGGCUCUUUUGAGGUGAUAUAUUCAUUUGUAGGGUUGGAGGUGAGAGGUGUUCUGAGCAAGCGAAGAGGAGUGGUUUUCAAGUGUGUGAGAGAUGGGGUUGUGAGUGGUGAAAGAUGGACAGUUCUUGUUGAAGAAGAAGGAGAAUUGAAAGUUGUUUCAAGAUUCAAGACCCGGCCAUCCAUAGGUGAGGUUGAGAAUGUUUUGUAUAAUUUGAUGGCAAUUAAUUCGCCAAUAACAAAAUCUGCCAAGUUUUUAAAAGAUUUGGUGUCAAAUGUAACAGGAAGAAAGAAUUAGGGAAUGGGGAUAUUGAUUUUGAUACAUGUUUUUCUUUUUAUAUGAUUGAAAUUUUCUUA
This is a messenger RNA of Hevea brasiliensis (rubber tree), 1165 nucleotides long. RefSeq lists its product as uncharacterized. The coding region runs from base 78 to 1106 and encodes 342 amino acids. The transcript has a single exon. Gene Ontology annotation, cellular component: chloroplast. The record is from RefSeq and is a predicted model, not a curated record. Lineage: Eukaryota; Viridiplantae; Streptophyta; Magnoliopsida; Malpighiales; Euphorbiaceae.